AUGUCAACUGCAGAAACCUCUAGAAAAAAAAGUCAGGGAAGAAGAAAGAUAGAGAUGAAAAAAAUUACCAACCCGAAUAGUCUGCAAGUCGCUUUCUCAAAGCGUCGUGGUGGGCUCUUCAAGAAAGUCAAUGAGCUUUGCAUCCUCUGUGGUGGAGAGUUUGUUCUCAUCAUCUUCUCACCCAGUGGGAAGGUAUUCUCCUUUGGCAACCCUUGCGUAGAUGAUGUCAUCCAACGCUACCUCUCCGAGGCCCCCCAACCAACUUCCAAUGUCAUGCGACACAUUGAGGCUCAGAGAAGUGUCAAUGUGCAUGCUCGCAGUGAACAACUCACAGAAAUCAACAAUCGUCUGGAAGAUGGCAAGAAGCAAGAUGAACAGUUGAGUUGCCUACUCAAGGCAGCCUUUGGCCAGUUUGGGUGGGCUUGUCAAGUUGAGAAGAUGAGCAUAUCUCCGCUUAUGAAAUUCAAGAAGGCGCUGCAUAAGCUCAAGAAUGAUGUCACCAGCCAUGGUUCCGUUGUCGCUGCUACCAACCCACCAACACAUCAAUUUUUUGAUGUUUCAGGUGGUCUUGCCAACGCCAUUAUCCCUUUCAAUCACCCACCUCCACCGCCUCCUCGAAUGUUUCAAGAACAAUUUUUUCAAGGGCCCAUAAUGCAAGCUCAUAUAUUGUUUGGUUCGGAUAGCAUGGGAGGGUAUGGAGGACCCUUUGGAUCCUUCUAA
Molecule: messenger RNA, 720 nt
Organism: Lotus japonicus
Lineage: Eukaryota; Viridiplantae; Streptophyta; Magnoliopsida; Fabales; Fabaceae
Product: agamous-like MADS-box protein AGL62
Exons: 1
Coding region: 1-720 (239 amino acids)
Biological process (GO): positive regulation of transcription by RNA polymerase II
Molecular function (GO): protein dimerization activity; RNA polymerase II cis-regulatory region sequence-specific DNA binding; DNA-binding transcription factor activity, RNA polymerase II-specific
Source: RefSeq, a predicted model, not a curated record